AUGCCAGCAAGAUCACAACCAACCCCUUCAAAUCAAUAUACCUCACCAAGAUCAGCAUCUGAUCAAGAAGAAUCUGAUCAAGAAUCAACUCAAAACAAACAAACUUCACAAGGUACACCACAAAAGAAAGUAUCAAAGAAAAGAACAAAAAGAAUUAUACCAAACCUUUCCGAUACAAAAUUUGCAAGUUUAAAUCAUACUAGAUUAAAAAAGGUUUGGCAAACCAAACAUAAAGUGUUUUCCAAAGGUAUUAUUCAAGGUUUUUACAAAUAUGUACAAAAACAAGGUUCGGAUUUUGUACUAGAUAUUUUAAAGAAGGAAGAAUUGUUAGUGUCAUUAGCCCAUCACUUUGUAAAAUUAUUUUCAGAAACUUUGGAAGCAAGAAGUGAAGAAGAGCUUACUGAAAGAGAAGAAGAAGACUUGAAAGAAAUUGUAUGUUAA
Molecule: messenger RNA, 441 nt
Organism: Naegleria gruberi
Lineage: Eukaryota; Heterolobosea; Eutetramitea; Acrasida; Naegleriidae
Exons: 3
Coding region: 1-441 (146 amino acids)
Source: RefSeq, a predicted model, not a curated record